AUGAAAAAAAACUCACAUUUUGAGGUCCAAAACUUCUCCUUGAAGACUUUGAUAUCCAUGGAUGAGUCUCUUCUAUAUGAAACAAACCAACAACCAAGAGAGAUCACCACAAAACAACCACCACUUGAGGAUCCCUUACACGAUCGGAGCUUCCUAAACGAUCCCGAAAUAGCUCCUCUUUUUGAGCUUUCCAACUUCAACAAAAGACCAAGUCUCACAAGCCGUCGGUUGCCCUCUGCUCCAUCGAUUUUCAUUGGAAAUUUCGGGGAACUACACCGACACCACGCAGCCACCCAAAUCCACAAUUCAUUCCCUAACUCAAACUUUUGCACAUACCAUUGUGCUACUCUUGUUCUUCUUCUCAUGGCCAUCAUUGGAAUGGCCACUGUUUUCUUAACCACCACAGGUUUCAAGGGACAUUUCACUAUCAAACCAGUGGAUGCAAUGUACUACAUUGUUGUUACUCUUUGCACAAUUGGCUAUGGUGACAUUGUCCCGAACACUGUAUUGACAAAGCUCUUCACCUGUUUCUUCAUCUUGAUUGGUUUCGGGUUUGUAGACUAUGCAUUCAACUCUUGGGUCUCCCACAUUUUCGAUUCCCAACAUGCUCUUCUCUUGGGGUUCAUGGAAAAAACCCAAUUCAAGAAAUUGGCUGAAAAGGCACCCAACAAAGAGAAAUGGUUCAAGAAACUCAUCAAGACAUACAUUAUGGAUAUUGAAAAGAGGAGAAUGAGGAUUAGAACAAGGGUUUGCUUUGCUCUGUUAGCUGUUGCCUUGUGUAUAGCUAUUGGGAUAUUUGGGCUUCAUUACAUAGAGAAACUCAGUUGGAUUGAUAGCUUUUAUGUGUCUGUUACUUCUGUUACUACAGUUGGUUAUGGAGACUUCUCAUUUACAACAUUUCAAGGCAGAAUUUUUGCCAUUGUUUGGCUCUCCAUCAGCACAUUAGCAGUUGGUCAGUCUUUUCUCUUCUUAGCCGAAUUAAGAAUCGACAAGAGGCAUCGCGAGACUGCAAAAAUUAUUCUUCAUAAGAAGAUUAAAGCUGUGGAUUUAGCUGCAGCAGACUUAGAUUAUGAUGGAGCCAUUAGUAAAUCUGAGUACAUCAUAUUCAAGCUUAGAGAGAUGGGAAAGAUAGCAGAGACUGAUAUUACUCAGAUAUGCAAAGAAUUUGAUUCGUUACAACAUGGCAACAGAGGAAAAAUCACUCUUGCUGAUAUAGUGUAAAUGCCAAAAGGUCCAUUCUAUUCAACAUUGUCAAUUUUUGUUUAUAAAUAGCAAUACAAACAAUUCCUCUUAGUGCCUAUAAUAUAUUUGCUACACCAAAGGUAAACUUUAAAGAAUAUUGUAGAUGGAAUGAAGAGUAAAAAAGCAUUCAUGAGCAAUAACAAUUUAAAGUAUUGAAAGUGUA
Cannabis sativa is the source of this 1405-nucleotide messenger RNA. RefSeq names its product two-pore potassium channel 3. Gene Ontology annotation, cellular component: plant-type vacuole membrane. The record is from RefSeq and is a predicted model, not a curated record. The transcript is spliced from 2 exons. Gene Ontology annotation, molecular function: potassium ion leak channel activity. Lineage: Eukaryota; Viridiplantae; Streptophyta; Magnoliopsida; Rosales; Cannabaceae. The coding region runs from base 1 to 1221 and encodes 406 amino acids. Gene Ontology annotation, biological process: stabilization of membrane potential; potassium ion transmembrane transport.